Molecule: messenger RNA, 492 nt
Organism: Ruditapes philippinarum (Manila clam)
Lineage: Eukaryota; Metazoa; Mollusca; Bivalvia; Venerida; Veneridae
Exons: 1
Coding region: 1-492 (163 amino acids)
Source: RefSeq, a predicted model, not a curated record
AUGGGAGGGUUUUACAAACGCCUCGUUGGUCUAGUCAAGCGUGCUCUCCGUAAAUCGUUAGGUCGAAGACUGCUAACUUUAAUACAGAUACAAACCCUCGUCAAAGAAAUAGAAGCAACUGUAAAUUCUAGACCGUUAGUAUACGUGGAAAAUGAUUUAGACUCAAAUAUAACAAUUUCUCCUAGUCAUUUCCUAACAAUAAAUCCAAAAACAGGAGUUCCAGAAAAUAUCAUUGACAUAAACGAUGAGAAUUAUGAACAACGUGAAAGUUCAAGCGAACGUUUACUAAAGUUAUGGAAAAAAAGACAGAAAACUUUAGAUGACUUUUGGAAAAUAUGGCGAGAUGAAUAUUUAGUCUUCGUGAAAGAAGCCAAACAACAAUCAAAGCUGGGAGAGUUAUGUCGAAAUCUUCGCCAAAAGUUGGAGAUGUUGUUCAAAUUAAGGACACUGUACCUCGGGGCAGCUGGAAAGUUGGUCGAAUUGUUCAAUUAG